Messenger RNA from Bacillus rossius redtenbacheri, 4845 nucleotides. RefSeq names its product adenylosuccinate synthetase (gene Adss). The record is from RefSeq and is a predicted model, not a curated record. Gene Ontology annotation, biological process: 'de novo' AMP biosynthetic process; IMP metabolic process. The coding region runs from base 114 to 1460 and encodes 448 amino acids. Lineage: Eukaryota; Metazoa; Arthropoda; Insecta; Phasmatodea; Bacillidae. The transcript has 10 exons. Gene Ontology annotation, molecular function: adenylosuccinate synthase activity; GTP binding. Gene Ontology annotation, cellular component: cytoplasm.
GGGUAUUGGUGCACUUGUUAUAAAACUGCUCCCCCUUCCUGACCGGAUUUCGCAACAAUAAGUUUAUUGUGUGCUUUGGCUUUCGCUGGAGGUGGAUCGGGAAACGAAAGGACAUGGCAGGGGGUGUAGCGAAAAUGAAUGGACUAGCAGUAACGUCGCCUCGUAAAAAAGUUCGUCGAGACAGUGCAGCUAAAGCAACAGUAGUUUUAGGAGCGCAGUGGGGCGAUGAAGGAAAAGGAAAGGUUGUAGAUAUGUUGGCUACGGAAGCUGACAUCGUCUGCAGAUGCCAGGGUGGCAACAACGCUGGUCACACUGUCGUUGUGGACCAUACAGAGUACGACUUCCACCUCCUCCCCAGUGGCAUCAUCAACCCAAAGUGCAAGUCAAUAAUUGGUAAUGGCGUGGUCAUCCACCUGCCAGGUCUGUUUGAGGAGUUGGAGAAGAACGAAGCUAAGGGAAUGACGAACUGGGAAGACAGAUUACUUGUGUCUGACAGAGCACACAUUGUGUUUGAUUUCCACCAGCAAGUAGAUGGUCUACAAGAGCUAGAGAAGGGGCAAAAGUCUCUUGGAACGACGAAAAAGGGCAUUGGACCAACUUACUCCUCGAAAGCCAAUCGCAAUGGAAUUCGCAUUGCAGAUCUUUUGGGAGACUACAGCCAGUUCACAGAAAAGUUCCAAAGCCUCGUCUCUGUGUACCAGAGAAUGUUCCCCGCCCUCCAAGUUAACGUCGAAGCUGAACUAACACGCUACAAAGCAUUUGCCGAACGAAUACGGCCACAUGUGGUCGAUACAGUGUCUUACCUGCACUCUGCCUUGAAGCGUGGGCAGAAGGUGCUGGUCGAAGGGGCAAAUGCAGCCAUGUUAGACAUUGAUUUUGGCACGUAUCCGUACGUCACGUCGUCCAACUGCAGCAUCGGGGGCGUCUGCACCGGCCUGGGUCUUCCCCCGUGCCACAUCGGGGACGUCAUUGGCGUGGUGAAGGCAUACACCACUCGCGUCGGGGAUGGACCCUUCCCCUCCGAGCAGCUGAACGAGGUGGGGGAGCUGCUGCAGACCAGAGGCAGCGAGGUCGGCGUGACGACCAAGAGGAAGCGACGGUGCGGUUGGCUUGACAUCCCGCUGCUCCAGUACACGUCCAUGGUCAACGGCUACACUGCGCUGUGUCUCACCAAGCUGGACAUACUUGACACUUUGCCUGAGCUGAAGAUGGCGGUGGCGUACAGGAGCAAAGGAAAGGUGCUGGACCACUUCCCAGCCAACGCCGCCGAAGUUGGCAGUGUGGAGGUGGAGUACGAGAAGUUUCCUGGCUGGGAGAGCAGCAUCGAGGACAUCAGAGAGUACGACAAGCUGCCGGAGAACGCCAGGAAGUACAUAGCGAGAAUAGAGGAGCUGCUGGAAAUACCGGUGAAGUGGGUGGGAGUCGGUAAAGGGCGGGAGUCCAUCAUCAACGUUUACUGACGCCUUGCAGGGUGCACCACCGUACUCCGCUCAGCAGGUCGCGAGCUGUAACAUUACUGUAGCGUACACGUAGUGUGUUGUGGGCUUAAGGUUAUUUACAGUUACACUGAUGCGUAUAUUAUUCUGCAUGAUGUGUGUUCUGCAUCCCUUUUAUGUUACCUAAUGGCUUUUAUCUGAAAUGGGUUUCCUCAAAUUUAUCAAAAACUUAAAAUUACUUCAGCUUGUGGCCAGCCUCAGGUUAGUAACUGUACCAUUUCAUAAUUUUAAAAUGUGACUCAGAAUUUUAGCCAAGAAAGAAAAUCCUAACCACCUUCAACAUUGUUUAGCUUUGUGUUUUAUCACCUGUCGAGCACAAUUAUUUUAAGAUAGAACUGUGUUUUUUAUGUAUGCGUGUAAUCUGUAAUUGAGUGUGGUUGAGGAUAUAUAUAUUUUUCUAUUCAUGUUUUCUGAUGUUUGCCUGCCAAUGAAUUCAGAUUCAGAGAUUUUUUUUAUAAAUUUAAGGUAUACUUGUUUAGCACCAAAAAGAAAUACAUGUGAGAUAAGUGAUGCAUGUUUGCAUUAUGCUUUAAAUUUUUUGAGCUGAUCACUUAGUGUCAACACGGUGUAUUUAGUAAUCUCAUUAACCAUAAAAAACAAAGAUUAUAUUUUAUUCUUAAAAAAUAUAUAAGGGGUGAAUAUAGGAGUAAGCUUUAAAAUAUUUUUCAGCCAUCUUUUUAUAGUAACCUUAUUUUUAUUAAGAAAAUCUAUAAUUUGCUUUUAUAUUAGAUUAUAGAGUUUUGUGCUUGUGUUGUAAGGAUAGAACAAAUUAUUGUGAUCAAGGGCAUAAAUAUUUCACUGUAACAAGGAUGGAUAACAUGCAAAAUUCCAGAGUACAAAAAAUUGUAUAGUACUGUGUGGCAUGCUUGAAAGAGUUGUGAAAAGUUCUGUUUGUGUCAAUGAAGUUUGGUCAGAUAUCUUUUAAGUAUGUGUUUGUACAGAGUGCUGAUACAUGUGAUGGUAAAUAUCAUUGAAUAAGCUAAUUGUCUAAUAAUUUUUGUUCAAAAUUUGAAAUUUGGAUUUUCAGCUUUUGGACAUUAGUCAUAGACUUACGUUCUUGGUUAGAAGUUGUUGGCUAAUUAUGUAUGUUUAUCAGUUAUAGUUAGGUCAGUUCCUAAUACACAGAUUGUACAGUUUCAAUUCUCAAAUUCAGAAUUUUAUUUUAAAUUUUAUUUGGAUUUAUAAAAUGUAAUAUGAACACAUGAUUCAUAUACUUUAUUCAAAAUGUUAUUAAUUUCUAAACUAUAGUGCAGUAAUAAGAGACAACUUUAAAAAAUACAGGAAAGUUUAAUUUAGCUGUUAGCCCCAUGAUACAUUUAUGAGAUUCAUUAAAUUUUUGAGGAUUUUGUAUUUAAUGGAUACUAAAACUAAAAUCAUAGCUGGCACUCUUUUAUCUUCUGUCAACUUGAAUAUCAUAACUGAAUGAUGUGCUGAUUUGCAAUCCUCUUCUAAAUUGUGAAGUCUUCCAGACUGUUGUUUCAUUGCAAUAAGCUAAUUUUCGCAUCUGCUGCCAGCUUUCUGUUGGUCCUGCUCACAUCCUGCCAGUCUCCUUUAUUCUCCAGUAAGCUGAGACACUGAACAAAGACUUCACAUGUAUCCAUGGAACUCUACAGAGGACAGAUAUAUGGUGCAACCCAUCGUCUAGGCUGACCCUUAUGGUGAAAGUGUUGGAUUUUUAUGACCCAAAUUAUAGGUGUGACCCAUAAGCAGGGAUGAUGGUCUGUGAGUAAAUGUUUUUUUUUUUUUUUUUUUUGCAUGUGUAUAUAAAUGUUUUGGUUUUGUAAUUCCUUGAUUUCAAGGGUAAGGAAUAAUAAAUAUAAUAAAAUUCCAAAAUUAAGAAUUGAAACUGGGAGCUGCAUGUGUUAAGAACUGACGCAGCACAAAAGGUAAAAUAAAUAUGAAUGACAAAGAAUUCAUUUUUAGGACAGAUAUUCCAUUAAGUACAUUUAAAAGCAGUUUUGAUGCAAGAUAGCGUAUCCUUGCCCUGACAAGAACUGAUAGUGGUAGCAAACAUUCCUAAUGGAAAACCCUAUCAAUAAAUAGUAUCAUUAUUCAUUGAUACUCAAAUGUUAAUUGGGAAUAUAUAUUGUAUAGAACUGUGCAAAUAUUUACUUUUUUAUUCAAAUACAAAUAUCAAAAUAUUCUUGGAUAUAAAUAUUAAAUUUAAAUAAUAAGAGGAAAAAUUUUCAACAUGUCAUAAUUUACCAAAUACUUUAUACUAGAUAUGUCACAUUAAUAGUUUUUAUACUUCUUUUCAAGUACCUAAGUUGAAAUAAAACUGGACUCAUUAAUGUAUUGAAAUUUGGAUAUAAAAUUUAUAUUAUAUGCUUAACCUCAAUUUUGAUUAUUUCAUGGGGUUAUAAGAACAGCUUCACUACAGUUGGAAAACAAAUUAAUAUUUGUUACUUUGAAGUGUAAGUAUUUAAAAUAUAAUCAAAUAUAAAAUAAAUUUUACAUGGUUUUGAUAUUUGAAAUUUUGAUAAUUUGCACAGGCAAUAACAAAACCCAGAACUCAACUUUUGAUAUAGUUUCUGUGAACAGUAUCAUCACUAGUUUGAAGUUAUUGUCAUAGCUAAGGUAGUUUUUUUUUUACUUUGAAUCUCACUAAUAUGCUUAGGAAAAUGAAUUAAAUACAGAAGUUACUUAAAACUACUUACUGCCACAGCUUGUCAGUUCAUAUUUAUUAUUAUGUGGAUUGCUUCAGGAAAUAAGAUUUUAUGUAGGUAAAAAAGAUUAAUAAUUCCUGGGCAUUUAUAAUAGUGCAGCAUUUGUUAAUGCAUGUGGGCAUAGCCAUAAUUCUGUAUCACACUUAUUAUUGCACAAAUUUACUAUGUUCAUUCACUGAUUAUAGUUGAAAGGGUGUCAUCAGAACAAGGUUAGCUUGUACAGAUAAUAGCAUAGGAGAUGUGCAAUAUUGUUGGCAUAUAUAUUUUGUGCCUGUAUAAGUACCAUACAUAAAUGCUCAUGAAUGAAGAUUAAUAUUCACUUGGAAAAUAGUAGGGGGAGAAUAACUCUGCAUUAUGUACAUUAAAAAAAAAAAAAGUAAUGUUAGUAUGAUUGAGUGUGUCAAAACACAUGUUUCUCAGGGUUCAAUAUUUGUUUGACAUGAAUCAUUACAUAUUUAAAAAAUAUUACCUUAUCCCUCUGAUGUACUCUGCUAACAUUUUAAGAGUAGAGAAAUUAUUAAAUAAAUACAUAUUUAUAAUGGUACUUAAGCCAAUAGAUGACUGGCUGAUAUUUCAGCAGUUUGCUGUGUUGUAAUGAAUGGGAGUGGCAUAUGAACUCUUGUUGGCCUGGAACUGUUACCAAAUUAUAAGUAUUAUUAAUUAUUAAUAAAUUUUUUAAAUAA